AUGACCUCUAUAAACCAUGAUAAUAACUUGUGCCUUGUCACCCAUCACCUCCCCUCUUCCACUGCUUGCCACUGCCCUGACCAUGUGCCGCCUGGGGAGCUUGACAAUAAUUUUGACAAAAUUUUGAACCUUAAAAUUACCUCAAAUAACAACCCUACUAACAUCCUUAAUAACCUCUGCUCCGGCCUCGAAAAGUUUCUCGGCUUCAACUCUGACUCCAAAGGCUACGACGGCACUGGGAUUGUGUACUCGGACCUGGACAGGCUGUGUGACGGGGUGAUGGGAUUUUUGAGUGGUGUUCUCAGUAACAUCCAAGGCCAUUUAGGGCAGCAUAAAGAUACAAUAGAGCCUGUAAUUAAGGUACUUGAAGAGAAAAAACACGCCGGUAAAGAAGGUUUUAAUGCUGCGAUUGAAAGUGUGGUCGCAGGGGUGCGGGAGUAUAAUGGUAAUGUAAAGUCUUCUAAUGAAGCAGUGAUUGAGCCCCUUCAAUUACUGCUCGACUACACCAAGAAAAAUGGAGGUGAGUUGAUUACUAGCAUUAAUAAUAUUCAGGCUGAGAGUCAUCGUCUGGAUCCACAGCUGGCCGACGCCGUAAGGUCCUGCGGGGACCGGCUGAAGGAGGCCACAGAGAGGAGCAAGAGGUGCGCGGAAUUUCUGGACCCCAAGGCAAAUAACAACACUAAGAUGAAAAAAAACAUUUAUGACCUUAAUGAUAAGUUGCGUGACAAAGUGUUGCAUGUUCGUAAGCUUGUUGAGUACGAGAGCCAGCGGCUGGCCAGCGUGCAUAAGCGGAAAGACGCUGAGUUGAAGGAGACGACGGAGAAGAUUAAGACAAGUUUUCGCAAUCUCAAGAGCUGCAUCAACAAGCAGGUGGGUGACGAUAUAGAUAAGCUUGUUAAAAGUUUAAUGGUGAGGGUGCAGAAAAUUUUGAAGAAGCUGAGGGAGAUUAGUAGCAAUUUAGAGAAGUAUAUCAGUGAGCUGGGAGCGUGGAUAAAGGAGGCCGAGGAGUUCGCUACUGCGGCGUUGGAAAGGAUUAAUAAGAUAUUAAAACACAUGGAUGGGACUGCAAGUACGUAUACCAUGAAUAUAAAAACGGCGGCCGAGUCACUUGGUCGGGAUGUUGAGGACCUUCACAGGGCUGGCAAAAACGUGAAAGAUAAUAUUGCGGAUUGGGUGACAAAGGGAACGGAGAAAGCAAAACAGCUGGAAGGUUGGAAGACAGCGGCGCAGAGUGUUAUCAGUGAAGCUGUUAAGAAGGCGAAAGAGGUGCACGAAGCGUUGGAUCAUGGACAACAUGAUGCACUAAAACAUGAACUUGGUUACAACCUCGAGGAAAUACGGAAGGCAGGAGAAGCAGUUGGCGCCGCUAAUAAUAAGCUGCAGCAGUAUGUUGGAGAGUUGGAGCAUUGGAAUACGGAGGCCACGGAUGUAGUUGGCAAGGCGGAUGCAAAAUGUAGAGAAUUAUUUAAAAAAUUGGAUGACACGUAUGUAACUAAUCGUAUGAAUGGAACAAAGAUAAGGCAGGAAGCUAUGGAAUUAGAAAGAAAAGGCAAAGCGUUAUUGAACGCUUACAAUAAAGCGCAUACAGGUCUUGGGUCCUUAGUCAGAAAUAUUAAGGAGCAGGUAAAUGGACUAAAAAAACACAUUGUCAAAGAUUUGGAGUUGUUGAAAGGUCAAGUCGAGAAGGGAAUUGAAACGCAUGUCAAAAAAAUUAUAAACGCAGUAUUGGGAGCAACGGAAAAAUCUAACAUGCUAGAAUACGAUAGCGCAUUAGGUCUUAAAGAUUUGCAAAAUGGUGUACAAUUAACGGAUGCAUGGAAAAAAAUUUUUGAGGGCCUCGACGUCAGCUUGAAACAAAAUUCAAUUGCGACACAUAUUGAAAUGCUGUUGUUACAAUUAAAAAGCAAGCUAGGUGGGCAAUAUAAUUACGACACUUUGUCUGAAGUUUCAGGCCUUAAGAAAACGCUUACAAACAUUAUUGAAGAGUUCAAGAAAGCAUCAAGUGAACCGUUCAAGGAUCCUACAACAAUGACACGCGAAAGUGAUGAAUUCAUGACAGUUAUGCAUAACUAUCAUACAAACAUACAAGAUAAGACGCUGCUGCAAAAGAUGAUUGGCAACGUUAAUGGCGCGCUUAAAGAUUUCGAGAAACUGGAGGCUUUCAGAGAUAAAGAACAAACUGCCCAAAGACUCACGAAUGGCGCUAUUGAUGAUGCUGAGAAAGCUGUUAAAAUGCAUGUAACUACGAUUAUAAGUGAGCUGAAGGAGGCCGCUUGGUUCAUUGAUAAGAGCAAGAACAACGGCAAUACUCCUAGCGGUUACAGCGGUGACAAAAAUGGUAUCAAAGAUUACAUGGUUUUGCUAAGCAACGGUCUUGGUGAUACGUCGAAUUGGAGAUCACACGGAACUGGUAAAGUGUCUGGCCUCCAAACGAUCACUACUGCUAUUCGGCAAUUGCAUCAAGACAGUCUGAACAGAAGCAUCACAAUCACCGGUGGCAUCGGCAACAUUGGGAUUGAGCUCACCAACCUUCGAAAUAACAUCUUGCUCAACAGUGACAAGAAGGACGUGAUCAACAGAUUGGAAGAUCUGCAUGACGCCGGCUUUGCCAAUAAUGAAACCUGGCCUGAUCAAGCAUCCACCAAGGGCCUCGAGACCAUCAAGCAAGACAUCACCAACGCUCUCAGUGACAUACAAACCCAGGUUACCGAUAACCUGGGAAUCCUCACCACCUUUGAUGAGGCAGCUCUCAAACAGUUCGAAGCGGUGAAGGAGAAUCUCACACAGCUCUGCGAGGCCAUCAAAACUGAAGGCACAUACGGCGUGGAUAAUCUCAGGGCAUUGCUCAAUACGACGAUAAAGGAGAAAUUGGCGCGUAUUAAGAACAAACUUGGUGAGCUACAAACCUUUGAUUUAAGCGCUGCAAUCAGGGAUGCUGAGAACUUCCUCACCAGCGCCGAUCCAACAGCCCAGGCAACAAUCACGUCAAUCAGAGGCGUAGUAAGCUCCAACGUCGAAGAAGCCCAGAACGAUCUCAUCACCCAAGUCAACAAGAACUACGUCACGUCAGUGAAAGCCAUUCUGCUAGAGUUCGCGGAGAAAGCCGAGAAGGAGUUGGCGCCUCUACCUAAGGAAAUCACCGACGAUUUGGACAUCGGUUACAAGGGGUUCAUGAAGAAAUUUGAGAAGCACUUCGUAACGCACGAAAAGUCAAUCAAGACCAUCAAAGACAUAAAUCCUAAGCCCGUUGCGCAAGAAAAAUCACCAAUGAGUCAGGCGGCAGCAAAGUUCUUUGGAAGCCUAAAUAGGUUUUUGCAUGAUCUAGAGAAGCAGCCGGACUUCAAAACGGACUAUGAAAAAAUUAAGCCAACACGUGACGCGCUGGCUAAGUUGUUCGGAGAUCUUGUCACUUCGGAGUACUUCAAUCACGAGUUUUCUCGAAAUCUAUCGGCGCUGAAAGUAACGCUCAGUGAAUUGAAGCCUUCAUUAUAUGGUGAAGGGAAUACCCCUUCGCUUCUCAAUGCUCUGAAGAACGGUUUCACGACUUCGGCAACGGAGCUCAACAAUGCGUACAUCUCGACCUACGACAGUGAGAGGUUUGGUGCUGAGCUCGUCGAAAAAGAUAAACUAACAGCGUACGGAACCAAGUUAAGUAAGGUCUGCUU
Molecule: messenger RNA, 3665 nt
Organism: Babesia bigemina
Lineage: Eukaryota; Apicomplexa; Aconoidasida; Piroplasmida; Babesiidae
Exons: 1
Source: RefSeq, a predicted model, not a curated record